CAUUUGUUGUUGACGUUUGACAGCGACAUUGGUUGCACACUAGCAUUCAAUACUGCGAUCGCGUUGAUCGCGCUAAUCAUUCCUUUGCCGAACGACAUACGCGGCGGUUCACGCGGUGAGUCAAAAAUAAAUUUACGCAGUAAACUUUUUUCGCGGCCGAAUUGCAAGCUGCUGGAAGUCGCGCGCUGUGGCUGAUUCGAACGAAUAUACGAUAAGCUGCUGAUAAAAAUUGUAGUGGACUCACGACAACACACUUACGAGUACGCAUGUGUACUAAUACAAACACUCGAAAAUUACGACAUUACCGCGGUAAAUCAGAUAAAGUUAUAUGAGGUCUGAGUAGAGCUUUCAAGAGCUAUCUUCUUAUAAAACCAACGACAUUUCAUCUUAAUCGAGACUACCACGAUGAAUUGGCUGCAUUUGUUUGGUUUGGUCGCGUCGUUUUUGUGGAUUGGCGAUGUUUCAUCGCUAUCACUCGAUCCAGUGGCCUCGGCUGAGCUGGAACAAUACAUCAAAAAGGGAGAUUGUGUUAUUUCAAUGCGACACAUUCGCCCUCGCCGCAAAUUACACAUUUCCAUAGAAGCGCUCUUCAUGAUUGAUUUUCCUACGCUGAAGCAUAAAUUCUCGUUUUUCCUGGAUCGACGUGAGCAGCGAGUGACAUUGGAUAUUAGCGCCAGUGGCAUCACCGAGUCGCUGCAAUUCGCAAUUCCCAAUAUUAAUGAAACGAGUACGAUACGCUCGCUGGCGUUGCACUUCCACAAAAAUCGCAUUGCUCUGCUGGUGGACUGUAAGGAGAGCGCAGCACAUGAGCUGGAUAUGAAUUUGGCGAAAUUGUACAUACAAAUGGAUGAUCCAGUGAUUAAAUUGUUCCGCGAGCGCAAAUACCCGUUGCACUUUGAUGGCAAUGUAGAGAGCGCACUGCAACGUGCCAACUGUCAAAAGGGCCUGAAUCGGCGAGGCAACAGACGCAUCUUGAAGACUAAAGUCACCACUGAACGAGAGAAAAAUAAGAAACGCGACGUACGCAACUUUUACAAUUCAGAUAGCUAUGAACGCUAUACACAACGACAACUGCCGCUGGAUUUCGAACAACGUGGCGAUAUACCAAUGAUGCAUGGCGAUUGUGAAGACGCCCUCGCAAAAUCCAUCAGCGACUUAAUGGCACUGGUGAAGCUGCUGCGCGAAGAUAUCGCCCACCAACGUGAAGAGAUCGCCUACUUGCGCAAACUGCUGGAGAACUGUGUUGGUUGCAAGGAACCCUCGACCAACAACAAUUUACGCAUCGAACCGACUUGUCGCACAUCGAAUCCCUGUUAUCCUGGUGUUGACUGCUUUGAGACCAUGGCGGGCCUGAGGUGCGGCCGCUGUCCAGCUGGCAUGGUCGGUGACGGCAAGAUCUGUAAGCCAGGCGUUACGUGUGCGGAGCGUCCCUGCUAUGUAGGCGUUCAGUGUCACGAUACGUUGAAUGGAGCUCAGUGUGAUGCCUGUCCCAUUGGCUAUGAAGGUGAUGGACGUAGCUGCACCAAACACAAUCCCUGUGUGGAUGGACCUUGUCCCUCUGGUGUAGAGUGCGUUGAAAUGGACUUUCCUCCCUACUUCCAUUGCAUACCUUGUCUACCCGGUACUCAUCUAAACGGCACCAAAUGUCGAGACAUCAACGAAUGCGACCUUUACCAUCCUUGCGAUCCGAAAACAGAGUGUAUCAAUUUGAAUCCUGGGUUUCGAUGUGAACCUUGCCCACUAGGCUUCGACGGAAUUCAUGGUAGAGGCUUCUACUCCGAAUAUAUUGGACCCGAUUUUCGCAAGCAAACCUGCAAUGAUAUUGACGAGUGUUCGAAAGGAUUGGCUAAUUGCCAUGCGUAUUCGGUUUGCGUAAAUACGAUUGGAUCAUACCAGUGCAAGUGUGUUGAUGGGUAUUUCUCCAAUGGCACCAGCAUUUGCUUACCUACAUCAGACAUGUGUCCAGACGGUACUAUUUGCGAUCACAAUGCCUAUUGUCAUCUCGCAGAUAACUUCAAGUACACUUGCAAGUGCAAUGUCGGUUGGGCUGGUAAUGGCUUCAUCUGUGGCCGCGAUCGAGAUUUGGACGGAUGGGUCGAUUUUGACUUAAAUUGCGCUGAUAUACGGUGCAGACGCGACAAUUGUCCCGAUUUGCCAAAUUCCGGGCAGGAAGAUGCAGACAAUGAUGGUAUAGGAGAUGGUUGUGACGAUGAUGCUGAUGGAGAUGGCGAGAAGAAUGACCAAGACAACUGCCCUUUUGAUUAUAAUGACAAUCAGUCAGACUCGGACCAUGAUGGCGUCGGAGAUGCCUGCGACAAUUGUCCGUUUGUGCCGAAUCGGAAGCAAUUGGAUUCGGAUCGCGAUGGCAUGGGCAACGAUUGCGACGACGACAUCGAUAACGAUAAUAUUGCGAAUAUGUACGACAACUGCCCAACUAUGCCGAACCCAAAUCAGUCCGACGGGGACAACGACGGUAUCGGUGACGCCUGCGAUAACUGUCCGACAAUACCAAAUCCAUCGCAGGAGGACAGAGAUAACGAUCUGGUAGGAGAUGCAUGUGACUCGGAUAUUGAUGGAGAUGACGAUGGCAUACAGGACAGCGAAGAUAACUGCAACUCUAUAAGCAAUUCAGAUCAAUUGGAUACGGAUGGAGAUGGAAUAGGAGACGCUUGUGAUGAUGACAUGGAUGGAGAUGGGGUUCCAAAUCAUCGCGACAAUUGCCCGCUGGUCAGGAAUCCCGAUCAAACAGAUUUAAAUCGCAAUGGAAAAGGUGACAUUUGCGAGUACGAUGAGGAUGAGGACGGCACACCCAACUUCAUUGAUAACUGUCCGAACAACUCAAUGAUAUAUUCAACUGACUUCCGCACAAUCCGUUCGGUAAUACUCGAUCCCGAGGGUGAUGCGCAGCGCGAUCCCAAUUGGGAAGUGCAUGCUAAUGGCUCUGAGAUUGUUCAAACUCUCAACAGCGAUCCAGGCUUGGUGGUUGGACACGAUGCUUUUGGUGGUGUGGAUUUUGAAGGCACAUUCUACGUCAACGAUGACACAGAUGACGAUUAUGUUGGUUUCAUAUUUAGCUAUCAAAGCAACCGCAAGUUCUAUGUAGUGAUGUGGAAGAAAGCCGCACAAACUUAUUGGGAAUCAACGCCUUUCCGUGCUUCAUCAGAACCUGGUAUACAAAUCAAGUUGGUCGACAGCAUCACUGGACCUGGCUCAAUGUUGCGUAAUAGCCUUUGGCAUUCGGGCGAUACACCGGAUCAAGUCAAGCUGCUGUGGAAGGAUCCAUUGAAUGUGGGUUGGAAGGAGAAGACUUCCUAUCGCUGGUCGCUGGUGCAUCGACCGGCUAUAGGUUUGAUUCGCUUGAGAAUGUACGAAGGCGAACAUUUAGUCUUGGACUCACACAAUGUGUACGAUUCCACGUUAAAAGGAGGACGCCUCGGAGUUUUCUGUUUCUCACAAGAGAUGAUUAUUUGGUCGGAUUUGAUAUAUAAAUGCAACACGCGUGUUCCGGGUCUCAUUUACAAUGAAUUACCACAUACACUGAAGCAGAGAGUGGAAGUGGACAGAUAGGUGCUGCGUUUGGUGAAAAAUAUGUCAAGAUCAUAGACGUGCUAAUGUUGGACUUAUUUGUGCUUUGAUGUUAGUAAAUACUCUAUUGCUUUGUUGAACGUAUGUAUUAUUACUGGCACCUUAUAUGCAUGUACCAUUAGUACUCGGAUGUCCUUUUUCUAAUACUCCGAUAACUGAAAAUAUUUUUUAUGUUACAAUAGGUCACAAUGUAAGUUAAGAAGAUGACUAAAUAAAUUAUUAAAUACUUUUUUUAUAAAAUACUA
Messenger RNA from Rhagoletis pomonella (apple maggot), 3830 nucleotides. RefSeq names its product cartilage oligomeric matrix protein-like. The transcript has 16 exons. The record is from RefSeq and is a predicted model, not a curated record. Gene Ontology annotation, biological process: cell adhesion. NCBI's taxonomy places the organism in Eukaryota, Metazoa, Arthropoda, Insecta, Diptera, Tephritidae. Gene Ontology annotation, molecular function: calcium ion binding. Bases 406 to 3567 code for a protein of 1053 amino acids. Gene Ontology annotation, cellular component: extracellular region.